AACCUCUACAGCAGGGCGAUUUUGCGCGUCCCCGUGACUCGCCAUAGAAAACAAAGCUGAACGUCUUCCAUAACAGCUAGGGGUGCAGACUUGAGGAAUAUCCGAAUUUAUUCUGGAUACAUCGUGCUGAAUAUGGAUUUACAGUGGGUGUAGCAUCGUUGGAGACCGAGCCUUCUCGGCUGGGGUGACGGCAGGACAUUAGCGAAACCGACGAAAAUAACAUCAGUGUGUUUUUUUUCUCGGGGUGCUUUGUCUUGUCCACCUAACGAUAGCAAACCAUCAUUCUCGUUUCAAUAGCGAUAUUCAGCUAGUUAUCACUAGCUGCUGCCAGGAUGUAUCAUCAUGUUGUCACCUAAAAGUAACUGCUAGGACGUCGGAUUGUGAAGGAAAAGCAGAAAACCUCGCCGAGGUCCCAACGGGUUGUCACCGGGACCUGAAUCUGUGUUAGCCACAGUCGCAGAACCCACUGUUUUCGGCGAUAUGGCGGAGCAAGGCUACUCAUCUUGGGCGUACUCCCUAGUUGACUCCAGCCAGGUGUCCACCUUCCUCAUCUCCAUCCUUCUCAUCGUCUAUGGCAGCUUCAGGUCAUUAAACAUGGAUUGCGAGAACCAGGAGAAGGAUAAAGACGGUAACCCCUCGACAACAGGGUCUUUCAAUAACAGCAACACAAACAACAGUAUUCAGACUAUAGACUCCACACAGGCCCUGUUCCUGCCCAUAGGAGCCUCUGUGUCUCUGCUAGUUAUGUUUUUCUUCUUUGACUCGGUACAGGUGGUCUUCACCAUCUGCACUGCAGUUCUUGCAACAAUUGCAUUUGCAUUCCUCUUGUUGCCAAUGUGCCAGUAUCUGACCAGACCCUGCUCACCACAGAACAAGAUUUCAUUUGGCUGCUGUGGGCGUUUCACUCUGGCUGAGCUCCUGUCCUUCUCCCUCUCUGUUAUGUUGGUGCUCAUCUGGGUGCUGACUGGACACUGGCUUCUCAUGGACGCUUUAGCCAUGGGCUUGUGUGUUGCCAUGAUAGCCUUUGUGCGGCUCCCCAGUCUGAAGGUGUCUUGCCUGCUGUUGUCAGGACUGCUCAUCUACGAUGUGUUCUGGGUGUUCUUCUCAGCCUACAUCUUCAAUAGUAAUGUGAUGGUCAAAGUUGCCACCCAACCUGCUGAAAAUCCCAUAGAUGUUCUGUCCAGGAAGCUCCACUUGGGGCCUGGGAUGGGUCGCGAUGUCCCCCGCCUCUCGCUACCUGGCAAACUGGUCUUUCCCAGUUCCACAGGAAGUCACUUCUCAAUGCUGGGAAUAGGAGACAUUGUGAUGCCGGGGCUGCUGUUGUGUUUCGUCCUGCGGUAUGACAACUAUAAGAAGCAAGCAACUGGGGAAGUACCAGGUCCUGGUAACAUGUCCGGACGCAUGCAGCGCGUCUCCUAUUUCCACUGCACGCUCAUCGGAUACUUUGUGGGUCUGCUGACUGCCACUGUGGCCUCCAGGAUCCAUCGUGCUGCUCAGCCCGCUCUGCUUUACCUGGUGCCCUUCACCCUGCUGCCUCUGCUCACUAUGGCCUACCUGAAGGGGGAUUUGCGGCGCAUGUGGUCCGAGCCCUUCCAUGCCAAGACCAGCAGCUCCCGUUUCCUGGAGGUAUGAUGCACCCUGGGACAAACGACCAGCGCGGAGAGGACUGCGGUUCCUUUCCCUUAAUUAGAGGGAAGGAGAGAGGGUACACUCACAGUGAGGCCAUGUUGUCAUCACUUGUUCAUGCUUUCCGCCAAACUUCUGUGAAAACCCUCAGAAGGACACCGGUGUGUGGAUCACAACGCCCCAACACGACACAUCUUUGGUUCCCACAUCCUCCCUAUUUCAUCUCUGCUUCCUCUUUUCUGUUUAUUUCCUCUUCAUUACAGCGCAUCCUGCCUGUGCUGUUUUUGUUCUGUCCACCCGCCCCUCUCUUUUUUUUCCUUUUUCUCUCUACUGUAGUUGGUCUCAUUUGCCACUUCGACAGGCCUCUUCUCACUCUGCGUUUCCUGGAAACCCCCACCCCCCCCCUUUUUGUGGACUUACGGUUGUGAGACAUGGCUGGGGUUUAUAUAUAUUUUUUUAGCAUUGUCGUGGUCGUUAUUAUUAUUAAUAUUAUUAUUAUUAUAGAACAAUUUAAACAGACGUUGAAGAGGCGGAGCGUUGCAGUUGCACAGGACAGUGCUCGGGAGCAGCGACACAGUGAAGGAGAAGAGUCUUCCCCCUCCAUCCGUCUCCAUCCUUCUUCCCUGCUUUCUUCAUCUGUUCUCGUCAUCAUCCCUCGACGGUGGCUUCUCCCCAGCGCUCCCGCCCUCCCCAACACUCCCUGCGAGCCCCGCCCUCCUCCUCCUCCUCUGUGUUCAUCUGCUGUCCCCAUUCCCCACCCACACAGAUAACUAUGUAUUUUAUUUAGAAAAGUUUUAUUCUUGGCAUAUACAGAAAUGAUGCAUUAUAAAUUGUUAAGCUGCCCCCAGUGUUUGAGGGGCUGCUUCUAUUUGUAUAUAUGUGUACACACGUAUUUGCGGUAUCUUGAGUUUGUAUUUGUGUUUGAGAGCAUGUUGUAUAGGGUGGGAAACUGACGCCAGCCAGCAGCUCAGUUUUGGUCAAUUUUGGCUUCCAGUGGUGUCGAGUCGACGGUGAGCAUCCAUCAUUCAGAGGUUGUUUUCUCAAGUUUGUUGGUUUGUGCGAUAGAAAUGAAGCUGAUGGAUAUUUGGAAGAGGAAAUAAAAAAAAAAACAUCUUUAUAAGUGGCUGGUUGAUGACAAAGUUAGUUUCCUGCUCUAGUGUUAACGUGUGUGUGUGUGUGUGUGUGUGAGAGAGAGAGAGAGAGAGUGAGAGCGAAACAGAUGAGUGAAUGUUUGUUUUACUUGGUUUUAAUUUGAAAUCAUGAACUUGUUUAAAAACAAUAGUCAGGUUUCCAGUGAGCUGGGCGUGUUGGAUCAAACUCAUAAACACGACGUCUAAUGGAAACAGUUUGUGUUUCAUCUUGUAAAAAUUUACUGAAAACUUAUUCUCAACAGGGGUCAAUUUUCUUUUUUAUCAGUCUUUAUGCGGACAGGUGGAAAUGUAAACAGUGUUUGUUUUUUUUUUUUUCAAAUAAAUGAAUGUUGAAUUAAUUUUAAAGUAUGCUAUAUUGCUUUUCAUCACGAAACCUCAUCAUGCAUCAUGCUGGGUUUUGUACUGAAUUUCUGUUGCGCACAUCAUAAAUCUACACACAUCUAUAGCCGUGGAAACACUAAAAGCAUCUUGUGUCAGCUUUCACAAGUCUAAAAAUGUCUGAGCAUCAUUAUACCAAAUCAGGUUUUAUAUAUUUUGACAGAAGACAAGCACAUCUCAUCUGAACUUUAUAAAUGUCAGUGUUUCACCUCAGUCGAUGAAGACCUGACUAUUGUGAAGGUUUGGACUCAAAGCCUGGAGAUGAGGGUCAGUGGGAUAUGAAGACGUAGUGUGGUUGGAUUCAUAUGUAGUUACAGAUAAAGGAUUCUCUGGGUGGACAGUUGUGUGUGUGUGUGUGUGUUUGUGUUCUAUGUGUGUGCGCACCUAAUUAAAUAACAUCAUUAAGUCUGUUUGGACCUAGGGAGGGGAGAAAAUCAGUUGUGCCCUUCAGAAAUCAAAAAUGAAAAUUAGAAAUUAAAGCUAACCCGUAGGAUGUUUUCGCUUUCAUCAUUUGGUACCAAGAGUCUUACAUCUUUUUUUUUUUUUUUUUUCGUCCUUCCACUGUUCUGUGGUGCUUGUCAGUUAAUAUCUAAUGUAUACUGGAAAAAGCGCGAGUGAGCGCACGGCAGAGAUGUUUGGGUGACGCACUUUGCUGUCUUUUGUUUUUGUUUUCUUUACUUUUUUAUGCUAUCUGGCCGUGCAUGUGAAGUGUACAGUGUAUCAUUUCUCAGACUGCAUUAACAGGGCUACUGCAGUUUCGAGUCUCUGCUGGCCAACGACGAGGCACUGGACCUAUGGGCUUGCGUCAGUGGGUGGGACAAAGGCUGCGGGUCAGAAAGACUGCUAUUGGUCAGCUCUGACCUCCUCUGACUGAUUCACAAAGGCUGAAUAUUAUGACCUGAAUGCUGUCAGGUUGGGACGUCCGGCCUGCCGCUCAAUGCAGUUGUCCACUGGGACAUUAUGGAACCACAAACCCCCAUCACCUCUUCAUGGACAUGGAAAGAAAAUAUAUAGAUUUAUAUACAUAUAUAUAUACAUAUAUGUGUGUGUGUAUAUAUACAUAUAUAAAUAACUGAUGAUGACGAUCAUGGUGAUAACAAAAAAAAAGUUUCUUUUUUAUAGAAAAUGGAUUUCUUUUUAACCCCCUUGUUUGUAAAUGUUUUUUUUCUUUAGUGCUUUAGUUUUUUUAAAUUUUACUUUCCACCUCUUCUCCCCUCCAGCGGAGCACUUCGGCUCUGCUGGUGCAUUGAUAUUACGGCUGAAUGGAUUCUGUAUAGAAAAAUGGUGAAUAAAAAUAAAUUAAGAACUGUGUAGUGAAACAUGAAUCCUGAAGUGCUUGAUCUAAAACACUUUGUCUCCUUUUAACCCCUCCCUCUGCCCUCCCCCCUUCCUUCCCUCCUUGUUCAGGAUUCUGCUGUAAAUAAACAUGACUCUA
This is a messenger RNA of Toxotes jaculatrix (banded archerfish), 4590 nucleotides long. It is a transcript of the gene sppl3, whose product is annotated as signal peptide peptidase 3. Gene Ontology annotation, biological process: membrane protein proteolysis. Gene Ontology annotation, cellular component: cytoplasmic side of endoplasmic reticulum membrane; lumenal side of endoplasmic reticulum membrane; Golgi-associated vesicle membrane. The record is from RefSeq and is a predicted model, not a curated record. Gene Ontology annotation, molecular function: aspartic endopeptidase activity, intramembrane cleaving. Lineage: Eukaryota; Metazoa; Chordata; Actinopteri; Toxotidae. The transcript has 11 exons. The coding region runs from base 481 to 1632 and encodes 383 amino acids.